AUGCUAAAAUCUUUGUUUUUAUUGGGUGUUUUGUUUUGUAGUUGUCUAAGCAAACAUAUAGAGUAUUAAAUAGUGGAACUUGAGGAAGUCAAUUAUAAAAUAGUGAUAAAAGUAAUAGAUUUUUCAGCUUAUGCUCUUUCAGGUGUAUUUAUAAAUGUGAAGUACUUGGUUAUGUAAAAUUUAGGAAUGGUAAUUCAGAUAUAGGAGAGAAGAAUCUAAUGACAGAUAGUAGUGGUACAGUUACUAUAACUGGAAAAUUUGCAAAAUAAAAUUCAUACUAAAUAAUUGCUGUUGCAUCAACAACUUUCAAUAAUAUUUAGGCAUCUGCUUAAAUUAAUGGAAUUGUUGAUCAAUCUGGAACUAUAGUUUUCAAUGGAAAAGUCUAAUUUACAUAAUCUGAUGUAUAUGUCAAAGAUGAAUUUCAGCGUGGCUUAAUAUUUGUAAAUAUCAAUUCUAAUUAAAGAUAAAAACGCUAUCCAAUACAAAACCAUUACCUGGAGUAUUAAUUAAAUUUACUGCUGUUUAUUUAGAUGUGUCAAAGUAGACAAAAGAAGUCAACUUUUUAGCAAUAACAAAUGAAAAAGGAGAAGAAAAUGUACGUUUUUUAUUACCUACCACUGGAGGUUCAUUCACCAUUUUAUAUACAGCAUCUAAAUUUGAAUAUUGGAACACUUAACAAUUAGAUAGAAAUUCUUAACAUUUCGUUUUAUGGCCGUAUUAGAAUUCUUUAUUAUAUUAGAGAAUAGAAAUAUGAAUUAUCAGUUAAUAUUGAGCUCUAACCUGGACAAUUUUAAUAUCUUUUGACUGCCUUAAUAUAAGAUUCAAAUUUAAAACCAUUACAAGGAGCUAAAUUUUAAGUUACAGGAACUAAUUUAGGAUCAAAUUAAUAAUUAAUAGAAAAUAAUAUUAUUAGUGGAUCUGAUGGAAAAAUAUCAAUUAUUUAUAAUCUAAAAGCUACUCCUAAAUUGCAUUUGAAAGAAUUAGUAACUAAAGACGGAUAUCAAAGUUAUAGUUCAGAAUUUGAUUAAGAUUUUGAUCUCAAUAUUAAAAAAGAUCAAUUUACAAAGGAUUUAGGAAUAAUUAAAUUAUAAGAUGCUUCUGGAGAUUUAUAAGUAUAAUCUAUCUUAAAUUAUUUGUUAGAUUUCAGGUAUUAUUAAAGACUCUUCAAAAAUAUUUUAAUUUGUUUAAGGUGCUGAAAUUGUGUUCACUAUUAUUGAUAGUAUUUAACCAGUAAAAGUCUUAACUGAUGCUUAAGGAAAAUUCAAUGUACAUAUCUUUGUACCAUCAAAUUAAAAUUUAUAAGUUAAGGCAAAUGUGAAAGCCAAAGGAUUUAUUGAUUAAGAUAUUCCACCUAAAUAAAUCAAUGUCCCUUCUAAAUAACCUUUUUUAUUACAAUAUGAUAUUGUACUUGAUAGAAAGGUUAAUGAAAUAAUCAUCAAAGAUUAAUUAGUAGAUCUAAAUGGAAAUCCUAUCUAAAAUCCGAAAAUUAAAUUAAUUGAAAGUAAUCCUCCCAUGAAUGAUAAAUCGCUCUAUAAUAAAGAGAUAAUAGGAAAAUAAGAGUAAUUAAUAUUAUUUAUUUAAAUAGUGGUACAUUUGAAUAUAAAUUUGCUUGUUAUGAAGAUUAAAAGUUCACAGCUACAUUUGUAUUUCAAGUUCAAUAAUUUGUACCUGUUACUUACAAAACAGCUGAAUUAGAAUGUAAAAAUUAAGACUUAAUUAAAACUUCAAUAUCUUUAUCUAAAUCAACUUCCCUUCUAACUAUUAAGGGUAAAGUUCUUGAUGUUGAUUAGAAACCUAUGAAAGGAUUAUAACUUACAUUUAAAUCUGAUCCAAAUUUAACUAUUGCUAAUCCAAAUUUAGUAACUGAUGCAAAUGGUGAUUGGUAAAUUGACAAUUUAACUGUUAUACCUUAGAAUAAUUAUAAAUUUACAAUCGAAUAUAUGAAUGAUAUUAAAUAAUUGACUUAAGUAUCAUCUACAUAUACACCUUCAAUGGAUAAAUAAUAAACUUAUACUUUUCCAAUAAUUGGAUAUUAAAGAUUUGUUAAAGUCAAAUUAACUGGUAGAAUAACACCUUCUGAUGGAAAAGCAUCUGUUCCAAUACCAUUGGUGAUUACUUGUGAUUCUAAAGGGAGAGAUGGUAAUCCAAUAUAGGUGGAAACAACUACUAAGGAGGAUGGAUCAUAUUCUGUUGAUUUGGAAACAUUGGCAGGAUCAGAUAAACCUUUAUAAUGUGUAAUUACUAAUGCUUAAAUUAAAUUGCCUGGAUAAUCGGGUUAAUCUGGAUCAACUGGAUCUAGUGGAUCUACAGGAUCAACAAAUCCUGUCUCAGUUUCAAGUGUUUAACCUAUAAAAAUUAAUGUUGAAGUAAAAGGUCCAAGUUGGUCUUCUAGUACUAAUAUACCAAUUACUUAUAACAGUGUUGAUAUUACAAUAAAAGGGAUAGUGAGUGAUAAAACAAAAACAAUAGGAGUAAUAGAAAACACAGAUGUAGUGUUAAUAAUUACACCAUAAGAUAUCUAUGUUUAGAACAAACACUUAUUGGAAUAAUAUUUAUUCUAUAAAAGACAUUAUCAGAAUACAUUAUCAUAAUCAAAAUUAAGCACAAAGACUGGAAAGGAUGGUUCAUAUGUAUUUAUUUUUAAAGCUGUGUAAGCAUAUACUUUAAAAUUUUAAAUUUAAGCAUAAAAUCCUUUGUUUAAAACCGAGAAUAAGAUAAUUGAAGAGAAAUGUUUAUAAUCUAUUACUUUAAAUGAAAAUAUUGAAUUGGAUAGAAUAACAAUAUUAACAAAAUUACAUUCUACUUUAUUCAGUAGUGAUAAGAAACCUAUUCCAAAUGCUACUAUUAAGAUGACUUAAUCAGAACCUUUGAUGAAGGAUUCUAAAUAUUAUAAUAUAGAAAUUAAAGGCGAUGAUAAAGGAUCAUUUUAUGCUAAUUUUGAAUGUUACAAAGAUUUUGAAUAUAUUGUUACAUUCUAAAUAGAUGUACCUUAAUAUGAGGAAUAAAAAAUUAAAAGUUCUAAAUUUAAAUGUGAUAAAGAAUAAAUUGAAUUGAAUCCUAUAACUUUAAAUUUAUAGAAGUUAGAAAUCAAAGGUAUUUUAGUAGGAAAGGUAGUAGAUCCUCAUGGUAAACCAGUUGCUAAUUUACCAAUUACUAUCACAACAUAACCUGACAGUGCAACAAUAACAACAAAAAGUUAAAGUGAUGGUACUUGGACAGCUACAAUUUCUAAAAUUUAUCCUAAUACUGAAUACAAAGCUAUUAUUUAAUAUUAAGAUAUUAAUAAAGAAAAUUAGAAAUUAGAAUAGAAAUUUUCAGUAUAGAGUGAUAAUCAAAAAAUAUCUGUUUAGGAUAUUAAUUAUAUUGAUUUGGUAGAUGCUAGGAUUAUAGGGAAAAUUGAGUUAGAGAAAGGUAUAUUAUCAUAACCAGUAACUAUGAAUUUGAGUUGCUAAGGGUUUAAGGAUUCAAAAGGUCCAAUUAAUAAAGAUUUUACAACAGAUAAAAAUGGAAAUAUUGAUAUUUCAUUUUAAAUAUUAACUAAACAUGAUGAUAAAAUUGAAUGUUUUAUAAAACCAAAAAAUAUAAUUAUAGAUACUGGAUAUAAAGUUGAAUUAAUACCUCCUAAUUUUGAAGUAAAUGGAUUAACAAUAAAAAGUAAAUUCUUAUCAACAUUAUUUACAAUAAAUGGCAAAUUGAUUGAUGAAACGAAAAUUGAAGAGAAAUUAUCAGGGAUAUCAAUAAAUCUUAACUUAAAAUAAUAAGAUCCACUUACUAAUUAAUAAAUAAAAAUCAAAAGUUUAAAUGAUGGAACAUUUACAUUAAUAUUCGAACUUCUAAGAGGUAUUAAUUAUGAUGCAACAAUUACUGUUGAUGCUUAGCCAUAAUUUUAAAUUACUAAUUAUAAUAUAUAGUUAAUUGGAAAAGAAGAAAAAUAAUCAAUUAAUUUAAGUAUUUCAUUAAAGAGAGUUAUAAUUGAUUGUAUAAUAAAUGGAUCCUUGAUUGAUUCUAAAAAUAAUCCAAUCUAAAAUGCAAAGGUUGAAAUCUUAAGUUCGAUACCAUAAAUGUAGAAUAAUUUAUUAUACAAUAAAUUAGUUUAAGCAAAUAAAGGGGAUUUCUCAAUUCCAUUUUAAUGUUAUAAUUAAGUAUCUACCACAUUAAAAAUGGAUAUGUAAUCAGAUGCCUUUCCUAAAUAACCUUUACCUCCUCAAACUUUUACUUGUGGUGAAAAAGAUCUCAAACUUAAAACAAUAUAAGUAUCCACUAAAACAGUAUAAAUAACAGUCUCUGGUGUAUUAACUGAUAAAACUGGAAUUUCGAAAAAUGCUUAAAAUGCAGAUAUAGAAAUAGUUUUAACUCCACCAGAUCCUUUAGCUACAAAUCUUAAAACUAAAUCUGAUUCAAAUGGAAAAUAUACCUUAACUUUUGGUGCUGUCUAAGAUUAAACUUAUACUGCUGUCAUCCAAAUAAAUCAUCCAGAAUUUAAUCCCUUUAAAUCAUCUAAUAUUGCAAUAACAACUAAUAAAGAUUAAACUAUAAAUCAAGAUGCUGCAUUAGAUAGAAUAAUAUUAUAAGCCACAAUAUCAUCUACUUUGACUGAUCCUUAAGGAAAAACAUCUCCUAUUUCAACAUUAACAGUAGAAUCACUUUAACCUAUUGUUAAAGGAACAGAAAAAAAUAAAAUAACUAGUAAUACUGAUACAAAUGGUAAAUUUAAUCUAUAAAUACCUUGUUAUAAAAAUACAGAAGAAUCUUUUAUUUUAGAUGUUUAAGCUGAUAAAUAUAAAGACACAAAAAGUGAUAAAAUAUCUUUUUUAUGUAAUGGACCUUAAAUUUAACUACCACCAAUUAAAAUAAAGUAAGAAUUAACUCCUACUAAUACUAAAUUAACUGUUGGAGGUGAAAUCAUUGGUCCAAAAGGUAAAGGAUAAUCUGGAGUCUAAAUAACAUUAAUUACAGAUCCAGUUACUAAAGAAUAUAAUGCUAAAACUGGAUCUGAUGGUAAAUGGUAAUUAUCAGAUGAUUAAUUAUAAUUUGGAAUAAAAUAUUAAGUAACUGAAUAAUUUUUAGAUGCUAGUGGAUAAAUACAUAAAAUUACAUUACCAUUUUAAACAAAUGAUGAGAAGUCAGAAUUGAUGUUUCCAUAAUAAUUAUACGAUGAUUAUUUACCAUUUGAAGUGAAUGGUUAAGUUACUUCUGAAGGAGGAAUAGCUCCAACCAAUGUACCUGUUUCUAUGUAAUGUGAUGGUUAUGGAUAAGACAAAAGACCAAUUGACAUUAAAACUAAUACUGAUAAUUUAGGUCUUUAUUAAAUAAAGUGGAAUAUGUUAAUGAAUUCUAAUUCUAAAGUUUAAUGCUUUGUAAUUACUUAAGAAACAGCUAAAUUUAAAUAAACAUCCUAUUAGUUCUAUAUUAAUCCAAAUAGUGAAAUUGUAAAGGUAUCUACUUAAGCCUAAGUAACACCAGAAUUCAAAGGAUAACUUAAUAAAUAUUAUCAAUAUUCUUCUAUAAGUGGUGUUGUAAUGGCAGAAUUUGAUUGUGAUGGUAGAUUAGAUUGGAGAGGAUUAGAAGGAGUCAAUAUUAAAUUAAAAUAAUGGAAUGGUAUUACAUUUAAUGAUUUAAAAACUGAAACGAAGAGUGACAAAAAUGGUCUCUUUGUUAUCAAAUAUUAAGUAUUAAAAAGGUAUUCUAUAUAAUUAUUAAUUAAUAGUUAAAUAUAAAAUGAGAUGAGAUUGGAUUUUAAUAAAGAAAGCUAUUAUCCAGCUUCAGCAGAUUUUAAUAUCUAUUCUUUUGAUCCUUAACCAGAUGGUACAUAUCUAGUCUAAUUAUCUAAUAUUAAGAUGGUUAAAAUUGGAGUUGCAGAUAAAUGUCCAUAAAAAAAACGUAAACAUUGA
Paramecium pentaurelia is the source of this 5891-nucleotide messenger RNA. The record is from the annotation of a GenBank genome assembly. Lineage: Eukaryota; Ciliophora; Oligohymenophorea; Peniculida; Parameciidae.